Molecule: messenger RNA, 1347 nt
Organism: Triticum turgidum subsp. durum (durum wheat)
Lineage: Eukaryota; Viridiplantae; Streptophyta; Magnoliopsida; Poales; Poaceae
Source: the annotation of a GenBank genome assembly
AUGGAGUCGCUGCCGCGGAAGCGCAAGGGCGCGCGCUCCCUCGCCGGCUCCCUCCACGACGCCUCCGCGGACCGCAAGCGGACCUGCCGGGAGCGGAAGCCGCGCCCCGACAAGAAGAAAAAGAAGCCCUCCGCCGCCGGCGAUGACGCCGCCACCGCCUCCGGCCGGGGCGGCGUGGUCAUGACGGCGCCGCCGGCCAGCGGCCGGGCCACCCCGGACAGCCCCGGCCGGGGCCUCAAGCGCAAGGUCGGCUGCAUCGAGUCCGCCACGCGCAUAGGCCGCAAGAAGCGCCUCGAGACCGAGUACGAGCUCGGCGACGAGAUCGGCCAGGGCAAGUUCGGCUCCGUCCGGAUCUGCCGCGCCAAGGCCGGCGGCGAGGAGUUCGCCUGCAAGGCGCUCCCCAAGAACGGCGAGGAGACGGUCCACCGCGAGGUCGAGAUCAUGCAGCACCUCUCCGGCCACCCCGGCGUCGUCACGCUCAAGGCCGUCUUCGAGGACGCCGACAAGUUCUACCUCGUCAUGGAGCUCUGCAGCGGCGGCCGCUUGCUCGACGAGAUGGCCAGGGACGGCACCUUCUCCGAGCAGCGAGCCGCCCUCGUCAUCAAGGAUCUAAUGUCGGUCGUCAAGUACUGCCACGAAAUGGGCGUCAUCCACAGGGACAUUAAGCCGGAGAAUAUUUUGCUCACCAAGACUGGCAAGAUGAAACUAGCUGAUUUUGGAUUGGCAGCACGAGUUACUAACGGUCAGAAAUUGUCUGGCGUUGCUGGGAGCCCAGCCUAUGUGGCGCCUGAGGUGUUGUCAGGAAGCUAUUCUGAGAAAGUAGACAUAUGGGGUGCUGGGGUGCUCCUCCAUGUACUACUGCUUGGUUCACUUCCAUUUCAAGGGGGCUCUCUGGAAGCUGUCUUUGAAGCUAUAAAGACAGUUGAGCUUGAUUUCAACAGCGGUCCAUGGGAAUCAAUGUCAGUUCUUGGACGGGAUCUUAUAAGUCGAAUGUUGGAUCGAGAUGUCUCUUCUAGAAUGACUGCUGAUCAAGUUCUUUGUCAUCCAUGGGUGUUGUUUUACACGGAAUGUACCCUGAAGGCUGUAACUCCUAAUGUCACUAACCAGAUUGUAGCACCCAAAAUUCCAUGGGACAGAAUUAGAUCACAUUCUGAGUCGUCAGCUUCAGAUUCGUCGAGCCAGAGGUCGGAGGACCAGGAUGAAUGUGGCAUAGUCGACGCACUGACUGCGGCAAUAACACAUGUUAGAAUAUCGGAGCCGAAAAGGACCCGGCUUUGCAGCCCUGGCAUUCCCAUACAGCAGGAAUGCUCCUCAAACUUAAAGAGCAACCUGUGCACGGCGUUCUGA